AUGACAGCUCGUUCGUUUGUCCAGACCGGUCGCAAGAUCGUCGCCAUCGGGCGCAACUUCAGCGAGCACGCCAAGGAGCUGGGCAACGCGGUCCCCACAAAGCCGUUCUUUUUCCUCAAGCCGACGUCGUCGUACGUCACGUCUCCAGGCACGAUCGAGAUCCCUGCCGGCUGCACAGUCCACCAUGAGGUCGAGCUGGGCGUGGUCAUCGGCAAGUCUGGGCGCGACAUCCCCGCGGCACUAGCCUCCGAGCACAUCGCUGGGUAUGCGCUGGCGCUGGACCUGACAGCGCGCAACGUGCAGGAUGAGGCCAAGAAGAAGGGCCAUCCGUGGUCGGCGGCCAAGGGCUACGACACAUUCACACCCAUCAGGGACCCGCAGAACGUGCGUUUGUGGAUUGAGGUGGCCGGACAGAUCAGGCAGGACGGCGUCACAGAUGCCAUGAUCUUCCAGAUCCCGCAGCUGGUCGAGCACGUCAGCAAGAUCAUGCGCCUGGAGGAGGGCGACCUGAUUCUGACCGGCACCCCCAAGGGUGUCGGCCCCAUUCUGCCCGGUGAGACCGUUGUUGCGGGCCUGGAGUCCGAGGGGACCGAGCUCAGCAGGAUUGAGUUCCAGGCCGUAGCCCGGGAUUAGCGGUUACGGCUUGUGAUCGCUAGCAGAUGACGUGGGCUGCAGGAAUUGGCUCCCUGUGCAGCGCGUCCACCUGGCCGUAUAAAAUGGCAGGAGAGAGGAAACUUUCCAGCCAGCCUGCGCUUUCUUCUUAUCUUGCUAUCUUUCUUUGCAAUAGACCAAUGAUUACCAGGAG
Messenger RNA from Linderina pennispora, 805 nucleotides. RefSeq lists its product as uncharacterized. The transcript has 2 exons. Gene Ontology annotation, cellular component: mitochondrion. Bases 1 to 633 code for a protein of 210 amino acids. The record is from RefSeq and is a predicted model, not a curated record. NCBI's taxonomy places the organism in Eukaryota, Fungi, Kickxellomycota, Kickxellomycetes, Kickxellales, Kickxellaceae. Gene Ontology annotation, molecular function: acetylpyruvate hydrolase activity.